Quercus lobata is the source of this 778-nucleotide messenger RNA. RefSeq names its product protein Asterix-like. The record is from RefSeq and is a predicted model, not a curated record. Gene Ontology annotation, biological process: protein insertion into ER membrane. The coding region runs from base 124 to 444 and encodes 106 amino acids. NCBI's taxonomy places the organism in Eukaryota, Viridiplantae, Streptophyta, Magnoliopsida, Fagales, Fagaceae. Gene Ontology annotation, cellular component: endoplasmic reticulum membrane. Gene Ontology annotation, molecular function: protein folding chaperone. The transcript is spliced from 3 exons.
GAGGUGGUGGGGAGACCUUUCUUUACAUACUAGUCAGCUGAGCUGAGGCGCACGAGGUAGCCACCGAGCCACAUUUCCACGCAGAGCAAGAGAGAGAAGAGAUCGAAACGAAUCGUUUCUGAGAUGUCAUCGCACGGGAACUCAAACUCGGCCAACGAUCCGCGUAUGCCGUCGGCGGCGAAGCCAUUCGUGGCUCCGAUGGUGAACCCUCAAGAUCUCCCCGUCGAUUAUUCCGGCUUCAUCGCCGUCAUCUUCGGCAUCGCCGGUGUCAUGUUCAGGUACAAGCUAAGCUCGUGGCUUGCUAUCAUUUUCUGCGCCCAAUCGCUCACCAACUUGCGCAAUUUCGAAACCGAUCUCAAACAGGUCUCCAUGGCCAUGAUGUUUGCUAUUAUGGGAUUAGUCACGAACUACUUUGGGCCUGCUCGACCAGGCAGAAAAGGUUAAGAUUUCAUGGUUCACAUAGUCAAGACAAACUCUUUGAAGGCUCCGUUCUUCUGAUGGUGAUUUUUUUGUUGUUUUGGGGUAUACUGUUAAUGAAAUUUGUAAUUUUGCUUGGACACCUUCUGUGACAAUGUUAUUCAAAUUAUAUGGAUGCAGUUUUAGCUCUACCAUGGAAGAAGUGCUUCACAUAGCCCCCCUUCCCCCCCAAAACCCGACAAAACCUAAUGACAUUGGUGUACUAACUACCAAGACUAGUAGGCAGGUUGUAGCAUUACCUACUUAAUGAUUCAAGUAUCAAUAGAAUAAUGAAUGGUGAAAAUGCAUUUUUGGUUCUCAA